UUUCCCUCGUUUUCUUAUAUUUAUGACGCAAACACAAAAAUCUCAAAGUUCUCCGUCUCUCAUUAGGGUUUGCGCAAAUCUGGACUGCUAGAUCCAGAAGCGUGCAUAACUCAGUAAUUGAAUGAAGUUUAUGCUUUUAGGGGUUUCGAUUUCUUCUCAUUAUCUCGAAUUGGUGUUUGGUUUAUUUGAGAAAUUGAACUAUUAGGGUUUUCAUUGACCUGAAUUUCUUAAUUUGGCUUUUUUGGCUAGUGAGAAAUUUAAGCUUUUUGGGGCGUCUGAUUGCAUAAGGUCUUCAAUAAUUUGUGUCUGUUGGGGGAUUUUUUUCCGUUUGAGAAUUGACUUGCAGCUUCUACCAUUGGUGUUUGGUCUCUAAGAAAUUUUUUUGGAGUUUCAGGGCUUAGGCUGGUUUUGAUUAGUUCUAAAUUGUCUCUAAAUUGGCUUUUUUAGAGUAAAAGUUUUAUUCUAGGUUUGGUUUUAAUGGCGAAGGUGGGCGAAGAGGACGUUGAAUAUGAGAGCGAUCCUGAGGAGGAAAAGCGCCUUCUGGGGAUGAGAAGGCGUGAAGCGGCAAGUGACGAUGAGGAAGGCGAAGGGGAAGAGAAGCCCAGAAUGGAUCGGAGGGCCCCCAUUCAUUCUGACGAAUGCGAUGGCCAGGGUGGGGCAGCAGAAUACGAUGAUGAUGAAGAGGAAUUAGAAGGGGAAGAUGUUGAAGAAGAGGUUUAUGAAGAUGAAGAAGCUUAUGAGGAUGAGGAAGAGGAAGAUGAAAUUGAUGGGUUUGAGGAAGGGAAAGAAGGAAAUGAGAGGAGAGGAGGAGGUGAUGGUGGAGUGGAGGGUAAGGAAAAGGAAGUAGAGGGGAGGAAGGUGGAGGAGGGGUUAGAGAUAAAAGCUGUGGAGAAUCAUGUGGAGGAAGAGGAGGAGGACGAAGAGGGGAAAAAGGAGAACGAACCGUUUGCAGUACCCACUGCUGGGGCUUUUUACAUGCAUGACGAUCGGUUUAGGGACAAUGCUGGUGGUCGACACAGGCGAACAUAUGGUGGAAGGAAGUUGUGGGAGUCCAAAGACGACAAGAAAUGGGGGCAUGACAAGUUUGAGGAGAUGAAUUUGCCGGAAAGGCGUUAUGAACAGGGAAGGAGGGGUUCUAAAGGUAAUUUUCGAGGUCGUGGUGGGAAAAUUCGAGCUCCAGACCGUGUAUUUGCACGAAGGAACAAAUCAAAGACAUUCAGCAAUGGGAACAAUCAGAACCAGGCACCUAUAGGUGUGAGGGGGAGGGGGCCAAGAAAGUAUGAACCUACAUGGAAGACCAGCAGCCAGGCACCUCCAGCACAAAACAAACAGCCUGAGAAGUCAUUUGAUAGAACUUCACAUGGUAACUCCAGUAGAGUUUUUACACCAACACCAAAUAAAGAAUCUGGUCAAGUGCCUCCUGCUAGAAAACAUUCAAGCUUGAGUUCUGCUUCUCCUCCUUUUUAUCCUUCUGGAUCUUCAAAUAAAGAUAUCCCUUUGACUCAGAAAAGGGAAGUACAAGCUGGAAGUACAAGCAGGAAUAUUCGUAUUGAUGAAAGUUUUUCAAUGCAGCAAACCAGUGCAUUGAUUCAGGGGAAGAAUAUAGCUGAUUCUGUUGGAAUCGACAAACUUUAUGUUGAUGAUUCUGUUCCUUCAACAGCUGGUAAGUCCUUGAACACUAUUCAAAUGUCACCUGGAUCUUCAUUGGUCAAUAGCAUGCAAUCCUCUCAAUCCAGAAAUCAAGGAAGGGGUGUAACUAUUUCAAGUCAGAUGACUUAUCAGUCAGCCCCUGUGCAAAAUCAAGUCAACAGAGUCUCAUCUCCAACACAGCCCCAUUCUGUUCAGCGGAGUACUGUCCAAAAUCGUGCCCAACCUUCUGUUCAAGCUCCUGGUCAGCAGUUGGGACAGCGUCCUGGUAGUGGAUCUCAAGCUUCUUCACCACCAAAAACAGCUUUGUCAAUAAAUUCUUAUGAUUCUGGAGAAUCAGAAACUAAUUCAGAAACAAGUAAAUCUAGAAGUGCAUUGGUUGGAAAGGGAAAGGGAAGCAUUCAAGGGAGUGGAAGAGGCUCUUUUAUGUAUGGUGGGGCGCAGGUUAUGGGAGCCUCAGGGAAUAUGGGUGUUGGUCAUGGUGAUCAGAACUUCCCUGCAACUCCAGCCUUCUUGCCAGUUAUGCAAUUUGGGGGUCAGCAUCCUGGUGGUAUUGGAGUUCCUGCUGUUGGCAUGGCGUUUCCUGGAUAUGUUGCUCAACCUCAACUUGGUUUAGGAAAUUCUGAAAUGACAUGGCUACCAGUUUUGGCUGGUGCUGCGGGUGCUUUAGGGGCUACUUAUUGUUCACCUUAUAUUGCUGUUGAUGGGGCUUAUCAUGCUCGCCCAUCCGGACAGACAUCUUCUGUGGGUUCUUCGAGCAAAGAUAACAACAAUACUAACAAGUCCAAUAAUGAAUGGAAACUUACUUCUCAGACACCCGAACUUGUGAAUGAUGAGUUUGGGCAAAGACAAAAGCCUCGCAGAUACUCAGAGAUGGAUUUUAAGCAGCCAAGUCCAAGUACUUAGAUAAGAAGGACCAUAUUUGAAUAAGCAGAUAAAGGCCCUUGAUCAGGCCCUUUUUGUUCUCCAGCUUUUGUUCUGGAGUGCUUUGGGCCGCAUUAUGUUCCUGGAUAUUUUAGUUAUACGUAACAAACACCUGCUCAUGCUGCAGUCAAUUUGAGAACAUAAUUGUGGCUUGACAGGUGGUAGUUUCUUGUUUAAAUGUGAGGUUUUCUUGUGCUUUGGUUUUUCAGUGAAGCUUGAGAGAAAUGUAUGUGGGCUUCGUCAAAAACUAUAUACUAAAAAAUUUGAAAAAGAACAAGAACUAUUGUGCAGAAGCUAUUUGGUCGGUGACGUUGAGUUUUCCUAUUUAUAUUAGUGGAUGGUGUGUGAGUUUUCCAUCCGGCUUUGAUGACCUUAACUUUGUGGUUGAGUCUGGUUUCAAGAGUACCUUUUAAUGUGGGAUUUUUAUUUAGAUGACAGCCUACUUGCUGAAAUACGGCAGGGUAGAGAAUUUAUUUGUUCAGUGGACAUGUAUUGUGUUUACAGAUGCUUUUUAAAGUUAUGGAAUGGGGUAUGAUUUAUGUGGUA
Messenger RNA from Hevea brasiliensis (rubber tree), 3117 nucleotides. Its product is annotated as protein MLN51 homolog. Gene Ontology annotation, molecular function: mRNA binding. Gene Ontology annotation, biological process: mRNA processing. Bases 478 to 2553 code for a protein of 691 amino acids. The record is from RefSeq and is a predicted model, not a curated record. Gene Ontology annotation, cellular component: exon-exon junction complex. NCBI's taxonomy places the organism in Eukaryota, Viridiplantae, Streptophyta, Magnoliopsida, Malpighiales, Euphorbiaceae. The transcript is spliced from 11 exons.